Messenger RNA from Rhagoletis pomonella (apple maggot), 1105 nucleotides. RefSeq lists its product as uncharacterized. Lineage: Eukaryota; Metazoa; Arthropoda; Insecta; Diptera; Tephritidae. The transcript is spliced from 3 exons. Bases 205 to 711 code for a protein of 168 amino acids. The record is from RefSeq and is a predicted model, not a curated record.
UAUUAUGAGGUAUGCAACCCUGUCGAAAUUUUCGUUGAGUAUCGAAUUUUCAGUCGAACAGAAUUUUGCUUUCGAUGCUGUAGCGUAGUGUGAGAAAAUUGCUGAUAAUGUCUAAGGUCGUGAGUACCAAACAACAACUGGAAAUGCUGGUUUCAAUGAUGGAACAAAAUCGUCAAUUUGCAAAAGGGAUUUGCUCAAAGGUUAAUGCGGCAAAAAAAAUGGGAGGACUUUACGCAGGAACUCAAUUGUUUAGGGCCACCUAUACGAACGACGGCAAAAUGGAUUAAGGUGUGGACUGACAUGAAGUCCAAAACUGAAAAGAAAGUAGCGCAAAACAAAGCUGAAUACCGAGCAACAGGUGGAGGACCGAACAGGCUACAAGCAUAUAAAAAUGUUGGCUUGCUUGAGCUUGACGCCUGUGUGAAUCCACCGGGAGCAGAAUUCGGCCUGGAUAUAACUGCUGAUGACCAACGCCUAGAUUCGGUAGAGGCGGCUCCAUCAGAUGAAAACCUGCAACCAAUAGACAAUUUAGGAUUGAGCGAUGAAGACCACAAUUAUGAAGUUCCGGAAAAUACAGCACGGAAACCAAGGGCAAAAAAGUGCAACAAGACAGAGAGGCUGAAGUUGCUGGAAGCGCAGACCAAUGCCCAGAAAAGGUUCUAUGAGGAGAUGAUUACAAAUAUAAAGGACAUUAAAAAAUGUGCUUUAUAAACUGAAAAGUACACGAGAAAAAUGUAUUCUUUAAAAAAAGACACAGCAAAAGAACUUUUACAAUUGAAAAAAGAAAAAUUACAAAUCUUCAAAAAUUAAGUUCUUCUCAAAGCCAGAAGGAUCGGAGAGCAAAGCUACAACUAAAGGUUGCGCUUUUGGAGGUAAAGAAACAAAUGCUGCCAAGAACAUAAUUUUAUAUUAAUCUAAGUGCCUAAAAUGAAUUGACGUGAUAUUUUUUUUAUAUAAUUAGAAUUAAGAAGACUGUUUAAGUUUAAGAUAAAUGAAUUAACGAGCUAUUUUUUUCUGUAUGAUGAAUUUAGAAAGACUGUUUAAACUUAAAUGUAUAUUAAAAUAAGGAAAUGAAUUUGUGAUAAUUUUUUAUGUAAUGCACCUA